Molecule: messenger RNA, 3297 nt
Organism: Cyprinus carpio (common carp)
Lineage: Eukaryota; Metazoa; Chordata; Actinopteri; Cypriniformes; Cyprinidae
Product: ileal sodium/bile acid cotransporter-like
Biological process (GO): bile acid and bile salt transport
Cellular component (GO): apical plasma membrane
Molecular function (GO): bile acid:sodium symporter activity
Source: RefSeq, a predicted model, not a curated record
AUAUUAGUAUUAUUUUCGAAUAUUUAAAAUAACUUCACGAUAUUGAAUUAUUGUCCAGCCCUAAGUUCCAGAUCAGUUUUUCUGUUAACAUAAUAACUGGAAACUGGCCUAUUUGUAGAAUGAGUUAAUUACACCCCAGUGUUAACAUUCUUAUUGUGUAUUACAAAGUACAGCGCAGCUUGUUUUUCAGUUGCAGUUGUGUAGACACUAAAAUCCAUUCAAUUUGCCAAAUAUUCUAAGCCAGUACCAAAACUACAUAUUCAGGAACUGUUUAAUUAAUUUUUUAUUAAUUGUUUAACCUUGAGAUUUCGAAGUUCAAAAUGUUUAGAAGUUACUCUGAAAACCCUCAUUGAAGUAGACAGUCACGGUGAUAUCAAUCUUAGUGUAAUGAGUGCUUGGUAUUUAACACCACAAAGGCCAUGCUAAGACUGGAAAAGAGCUUCAUAACCUCUUUUUUAAUAUUGCAAUAUUGCAGCUUAGAGUUAAAAGCCCUAAACAUUUUUGUUUUCUUUUACCCUGUGAGAGCAGUAUGUACCAAUUCCAUCAAUGUACUUUGCACCUAAAUGUCCUUAAAGAUGUUAUACGGUUAUAUAAGCACCUCAAACUGUUUCACUUUUUUUAAAAUUUAACUUUGUGAAAAGGUAUAUGUGUGUGCAUUUUUGCAUUGAAAAAAAGGAGUGAGGUACCACAUUGCUACAGUCAUAUAUUUAAAGGGUCUUUUAAAAAGAAUCAUACAGUUUAUGACAUUUUUUUUUCUUUUCAUCUGUAUGACGCACAUACAGUUUUGGGUCAUAUAGGCAUCAUGUCUUCUCCACUCAGCAACAGCAGGGGUGGUGAUGGUAUAGGGCCGUAUCUGGAGAUAAACAAUAAAAUUUAAGUGCCACAGUGUUAUAAAAUUGCAAGAGGGUGAUAUUGCAUUUAUUGUGUCUAAACUUAACUUUGACAAUUACAUUAUUAUUUUUUUCCACCCACUCUCUUUCUUUUAUGUCUUGGCAUUUGGACGCUGACCCCAUAAAACAUUUGCAGUAAGUUAAUUAUUUUUCAGCAUUUUUUCCUCUGAAUUUUAUAGACCACAGACAGAUAUUAAAGCUCUAAGAGACAGGUAAAAGUUCACUUUUUGUCACCCGGGAUGCAGGAUAGAGAGAACUGAGGGUGGGAAAGAAGGUGUUUCGGAAAAUGACUGGAAUCUUAGCUCACUUUCUCAAAUAAGCAUCAUCUCUGCAACGUCUGGAUUGGAAUCUACACCAUCUGCCCCACAGGAUCCUACUUUUUUCUUUACCACUUCAUUCAAACUCACUUUUGUCAACAUGUGCGCACCAGAGCCCACCUGUCCCAUAAAUGCCACCAUCUGCACGGGCACGUCCUGCCUGGUGCCCCAUGAUCCAUUCAAUGACAUCCUCAACGUGGUGAUGAGCACCACGCUUACCAUCAUGCUGGCUUUGGUCAUGUUUUCAAUGGGUUGCACGGUUGAAGCAAGAAAGCUCUGGUUGCACAUCCGCAGGCCUUGGGGCAUUUUCAUCGGUUUCCUAUGCCAGUUUGGCAUCAUGCCUUUCACAGCCUUUGCACUUUCAUUGAUUUUCAACGUGCUUCCAAUCCAGGCUGUAGUCAUCAUCAUUAUGGGCUGUUGCCCUGGAGGUUCCAGCUCCAAUGUUUUCUGCUACUGGCUCGAUGGAGACAUGGACCUAAGCAUCAGCAUGACAGCUUGUUCUUCAAUUCUGGCUCUGGGAAUGAUGCCUCUUUGUCUGCUCAUCUAUACAUCAGUCUGGACUUCAGGCGAUGCUAUCCAGAUCCCUUUUGACAGCAUCGGAAUCACACUAGUGAGUUUACUUGUGCCUGUCGGUCUCGGGAUUUACACGAAACACAGGUGGCCCAAAGCAGCCAAGAAGAUCCUCAAGGUGGGAUCUGUGGUAGGAAUCUUCCUCAUCAUCAUCAUUGCAGUCAUAGGUGGUGUGCUUUAUCAGUCCUCUUGGACCAUUUCUCCUUCGCUUUGGAUCAUCGGUACCAUUUAUCCAUUUAUUGGCUUUGGUCUGGGCUUUCUCCUGGCACGUUUUGUGGGACAACCUUGGUACAGGUGCCGCACCAUUGCUUUAGAAACAGGCAUGCAGAACGCCCAGCUGGCAAGUACUAUUACCCAGCUGUCCUUCAGUCCUGCGGAGCUUGAGCUCAUGUUCGCUUUCCCCUUAAUCUACAGUAUCUUCCAACUGGUUGUGGCUGGGAUUGCAAUAGGACUUUAUUACACAAUGAAGCGCUGUAGGCGGGGGACAUCGGCAGAGGAGGAUGGGGAAGGCACACAGAGCACAGUUGAGGAUCAGAAUUACGCCUUGGAGAAUGGUGGCUUUCACUGUGAUGAGAAUGGCAACACUGAGAAUAAGGACAAAGGUACAAAGUUGUGAGCUAAAUGUCAUUCUGCUAGCCUGUGUGACCAGAGCGGUCCACAAUGACCUUCUGGAGGCAUGAACUUUGAACAAGCUAUUCAAGCUCAACCAGAGAGUGUAUCGUUAAACUCAACCCCAGUCGAGACAAGUGGAUGCACUUUCCUUUAUUAUAAAAAACAAACCAAGAAAGCAUUUAAACGUUUUUACGAUGAGUCUGCCAACAGGUUUACUAAUACAAAGCUGUAUUUUGUCUGUGAAUUGUGUGUUACAUUUUGUCUUUGGUCUGCAACAUUUAAUUAAUAUACCUUAGAUUCAGCAUAUUUACUUAAUUUCUCAAAUCCCCUUAAAUUUGCUUCUAAUUCUAAUUCUACUACUAAUAGUAGUAUUAAUGCUACUAAUGUAAUAAAGAAGUGACAUAUUUAAUCAUUUAAGAAAACAUGAACAUAUCUCAAGUAGGUUGAAUGUAGGCUAAUUUAUUUAAAUGUUACUUUGUAUACACGUAAUUGUAAUGGACCUUUAAUGUUUUGCUUUUUAAAUUAUUUAUGUAUGAUACAGCAAAUUUAUACUUACAUUGUAGGCCUUUUUUUACCGUGUUUGAACAGUGGGACUAUUCCAUGUACAGGGGAUUUCUUUUCUGUUACUUUUUUUUUUUUUAAUAAAGCAUUUAAUUGCUUUAAAUUACUUAUCAUCUAAACACUAACAUAAACAUUGCUUACAAUUUAGAUUGUCAUUUCAUGCAGUGUGUUUUACUUUUUAUUUUGUUAGUGAUAUUUAUAUGCAAAACACCAUAACUAAAAAAUCAAUAUUCAAAAAUGUGAUGUUAGAUCUCAAUCCUAGCAGACUUUAAACUGUAAAAUUUCAUGAUUGCACUUCACCGGAAGCUAAUUAUAUUGGUCAUGUAUCAUACCUUGCCUGAGGGUAA